UACAUAAGAAUUAUACUCUUAAAUACUCGUAUGCACGAGGGUUGGUAUUUGGUAAUUGGUGUGGUUGACUUGGCUGCUUUUGCUUAUUAUCUUUCUUUCCGCAACCACAUACAUAUAUCUUCAUCUUGAGCUAAGGGAAAAUUUUCUAUAACGGGUACGAAUUCUUAAUAGUAAUGUGUAUAAACGUUGAUAAUAUGGACGAAUGACGCAUAUUUCCGGAUUAUUUACCACAUAAUUUAUUCAAACCUAUACAUUAAGCGCACAUACAAAUUAUCGUCUUUGAAUGACAUGAGUUUAAAACUUUUCCAAAAUGUUAACCAUUCCAGUAGUUUCGUUGAUCAGUUUAUUCGGUUUCAGCAGAAUUCUAUCCCAAGAAACCGAAAACUAUAUUUUCGACAUAAGGUAUCCUUUAAUAUUUUCUUACAGCAAAACUGAAGAAUUUACUUACUUUGGUGCUACUGUGGCUUUUGCCCCCGGACCUUCGGAGUAUGACAAAGAUAGGCCUUCUGCAUGGAUAUUUAUCGGAGCACCUACAAAAAACUCUCCUUCAAGUGGAAAUAAUCAACCAGAAGGUGUAGUGUGGAGGUGUAGCAUUGGGCGAGGCUAUGAAGAUUCCACAGCCAGAAGCGAAAUUUGCAAAAUGGUUAACAUUGAUCCAGCCGUCAAAUCACGCCGUGAUGGAAAUGGAGCCCCAUUUCUGGAGGAGCACGACUUCAUGUGGACGGGAGGCAGUUUGGAAAUUAGGGAAGGGAGGCUCGUCACCUGCGGUCAUCGUCACACUCGUGGGGGCAAAAGUUACAUGAAUGGGCUUUGCUAUUUCUUCAAUGAGACGAGUUCCUUGAAAAGCGAGUCUUAUAUAGAGCAAGACGGACCUCAACCAACGCGGCACUCCCACAGGCUGCUUCCUUUCUUCAUUCCAGAGCCGCCAAGGACUAAUGACAAAGAGCAAAAUUUUAAUUUCACGACUCCCAAAGAAGAUUUGGAGAGUGGUCCGGAAUGGGGAAUGGGCCAAGUCGGCACAUCGCUCCACAUCGUUCCGAAGAUAAGUGCAAAUGACGUCCAAGAGGUUUUAUUGGGGGCUCCAGGAGCUAGAAUGUGGUCAGGAGCAGUGGUUCGCUACAGAGAUAACUCCUCGAAUGAAACAGGACCGAAUUUCCGACUAAAUCGAGACUUGAAAAGUGCAAUUUUUUCAGAGUUUGUAACUGGUCACAGGGGGCUUAAAACUCAAAAGGAUGGUCAUUGGUUCGAAUAUUUUGGGUAUGGAUUAUCAUCCGGUAAAUACUUUGACGAAGAAAAGGUUUACUACGCUGGAGGCGCUCCUAGAGGAAAAAACCUACUUGGUGACGUCGUGAUCUUUGACUUUACAUAUAAUAGCAGUACUGAACAUGUGGAUGAAGAAAUCUACAAACGGCAAAUUAACCCCAUUUUAACCAUUUCACCAACAAUGGAUACAUUUGGAUCAUAUUUUGGAUCAGUUUUAUUCAGUUUGGAUGUGGAUGGAGAUGGCAGGGACGAACUCAUGAUUAGUGCCCCACAUUUCGGUUUUGCACGAACUCGAUCCAAGCGUGGCGUGACUCCACAAGAAUGGUCAGGAGAUCAUGGAUGCGUUUUCGUCUACUUUUUCAACGCAAACAAGUCCAUUAAUGGAGAGCCUCAUGUUAUUCAAUCCAAUACACAAGCUCCUGGGGCUCGAUUUGGUUCUUCAAUUUCAUAUACAAAUACUUGGACCAGUUCCGUCAGAAAUAUUUUAAAGGCUCGUACUUAUCUCAUAAUCGGAGCCCCAUAUGAAAGCAGUGGUCGAGGGGCAAUUUAUAUCUUCACCUUUGUGUCCCCUAAUUUUAAACUUGUCCAGAAAGUAUUAGCUUCGGAACUUUCGCACGAACUCUUUGGGUUUGGCUCCUCGAUCUCCUUGCCUUGGGAUGUGGACUUGAACGAGACUCCUGAUAUUGCAGUUGGGGCUUAUCCAAGCAGCCAAGUUGUAGUCAUUAGAACCCGUCCUACAGUUUUCAUAGAGGGGGAGGUGCUGUUUGAAGAUAAGUCCCGUGGCUCAAUGAAGGACGGAAAAAUAUCUAAAACUUCCAAAACCUUUGUUAUAAACUCUUGCAUCAAAGUUGUGGAAGUUGUUGGGAAACCAAAGGACAUUGACCUGUUUGUGACUCUCACGUUUGACCAACGAUUGAGUAUAAAUAAGACCGUCCCAAGAUUACACAAACAGCACGACAAAACAUAUCUUUAUCGGGAAAACAUUGACCAAAUUUCAAAGGACGACACAAUAUGUUUUAGGAAUUUGGAGGUGGUUAUCAAUCCCAGUACAGACAUUGACAUCUCCAAGUCGUACGAAGUAGUCCAAUCCAUUUGGUAUAAUUUCACAAUGUUACCGAGCCGAUCAGAUAAAAUGGAAAACAUAUCAAUUUUACAAUACAAAAUUUCAAGUUUGGGAACAGUAACAAAAUCGGGAACAGCAGAAUUGGCAGAUUUCCAACCAAAUUUACCAUACCCCAUCCAGCGAAUUUCUCAAACAUUUUUUGCCGACAUUGCACCGAAUGACUGUCAAAAAACAAUAUGUAAACCUGAUCUACGUUUUAAAGCAGAAUGGUUUGAUGUUGUAAAAAAUCUGACGUUAGAUUCGCACUCUAAUCAAUCGAACCCAAUAAUUUUGGGUUCAAUAUCCAAAGUAGUGUUCAAACUUGUGAUAUCCAACUUUAAUGAAACUGCAAUCAGACCCAGCUACUCUAUAGAGUGGCCACGAAAUAUUGGAGUUGUCGUUGAUGAUGAGCAAAUGGCGAACAAAGAAAAAGAUGCAUCUGACAAUUUAUUUGUGUUCUUGCAAACGGACAGUUGCAAAGAAAACAAUCUGGCCUCGAAAAUAGUUUACAACUGCAUUUUUCCCAACGAUAUCACGCAAGCUGCGCCAGUGACUCUAAUGAUUCCGCUGAGUUUCAAGAAUGCUUAUGCAACUCAAUUGUCAAACAACUUCAACUUCACUAUUGAUUUUUCUAUGCGACCGAAAGAUGCGGAUAAGAGAACUCCUCCUUUAAGUUCUUGGCUGCUACUGAAAGCAAAUUCUAAAAUAGAGUUGAUUGGGUCAAAGAUGAAAGUCACGGGACUGGUUUCUAAACCUGGACGAAAUCAAACCGAAGAUGGAGAAAUUUCCGGAAAAACAAAACUUGUUGAAUGGAAACAAACUUAUUGGGUUCACGUUAAAGGAAUUAGCGGUGUCAAAGUUUAUGUCCAACUUGCAUUUCCUUAUUCCAGAAAAAAUUCUGAUGCUUCAACGAGUGUUAUAAUUCGGACUAAAAUUGCCAGUAACAACACGUUUUGUAAAUCGGAUCAGGAAAAUGACCAGCAAAUUGAGUUUGCACAUGUUGACCACCUGCUCCCAUCAUCGGAAGCAGGUGGAUCUGUAAAUGGGGAUGACAUUAAGCCUUCUGGCAUACAAGAAGGAAAAAUGAAAAUUUUGGGAUUUCCGAAAACUUUUAAAGCAUUAAAUGAUGAUGCCUUGAUGAUAAAGUGCAACAAAAAUCAUCCAGAUAUUGCAUUUGAUUGCUUUCUAAUAAAUUGCGACAUUAUUGUACUUGGAGAGAGUUCAGUUGAACUGGGAUUUGAGCUGACCAUGAUGAAGAAUGACCCUGAUUUUAUGCUCAGCGAGGAACAGAUGCAAGAUCUUCUGGUCGUGUCGUAUGGAUAUGCCAGGACCGUUUUUGAAGCUGAAUUUGUGAAUGACACCGCUCAAACCCUUUUCAAGCAUGCAAUUUCUCCCGUUGGUGCCUGGGUCUAUGUAGUUUCAAUCAUUGUCGGCUUCUUGAUAUUGCUCUGCAUUGGAUUCUUACUACAUAAGGUUGGGUUUUUCAAGAGGCAAGAGAAGGAAAAGUUGGAGCUAUUGAAAUCUGAGGCACGAAAAAGUGUAAUGAUUCCAAAUUUUAAAACGGACGAAGUAUGUUUGGAACAGCAAUAAAAUUAUAAAAACUUCAAUUUAUAUCAUCAAUCUCAGGAUACGGAAUGAUUAUACUUUUAUAUUAUUGAUUACUUGUGAAUAAAAAUAUGUGGCUUUUUAACA
Folsomia candida is the source of this 4057-nucleotide messenger RNA. Its product is annotated as integrin alpha-PS3. Gene Ontology annotation, molecular function: integrin binding. Gene Ontology annotation, cellular component: external side of plasma membrane; integrin complex. The record is from RefSeq and is a predicted model, not a curated record. NCBI's taxonomy places the organism in Eukaryota, Metazoa, Arthropoda, Collembola, Entomobryomorpha, Isotomidae. Bases 311 to 3955 code for a protein of 1214 amino acids. Gene Ontology annotation, biological process: cell-matrix adhesion; cell-cell adhesion; integrin-mediated signaling pathway. The transcript is spliced from 19 exons.